AUUCUUGCCUAUACUCGAGUGGGGAUCGAACCCGCAACCUUGGCUUAUCGGGAUGGUGCUCUAACCAGCUGAGCUACCCGGCCAGGGCAGAAGAGGAAUUUCUUGAUCAAGGGCAUACACACCUAUAUUUUGAAAUUGAUCUUUACCAAGCUGGUUCCUCUGGGCCCCUGCUGAAGAUCUAUCCUGAAAAUUGUGUUUAAGUAACCUUUCUGACAGAGGAAGUUUGUUGCUUCUGUUUAUCAAGAUGAUUACAACACCUUCAAAACAUCCAGGAAUUCACUUGUCCUCAGAGACAUCUUCUCAGUGGAGAAAUAUGCCCAUUCAUGCAGUCUUUUUUGACAGCAUUCCUUCAGGCACACUUACUCCUGUAAAAGAUUUGCUGAAAUAUCAGAAUUCCUUUUUAAAAUUGAAGGACCAUAAAAAGAAUCAGUUCUCAGAAAUGACAUCUUUUCAACAUAAAAAUGUAUUUCAUUCUACCAUGCUAGCAGAGCCUAGCACCUCUAACAGUCUUCUUAAUAUUGAUAUCAGUGCUAUAAAACCCAAUAAGAAUGGAUUAAAAAAUAAAACAGACUAUGAAUCACCAGGAAAAGUAUAUCAAAGAAUGAAAGAAAAAUUACUGCGUAAUCAGCAAAAACAAGCAUCAAGAAACAGUAAUUUGUUGGAACCACCAAAAAGUGAAGGCAACAAAAUUCUUACACGUAAUGGAGCUGAGAAAAGAGUAUUACAACAUACCUACCUCUGUGAAGAAAAGGAAAACAAAUUAUUUAGAUCAGAAAACAGCUUAUUAAGAGCGUCAGUCCAAGAAGUUCCUCCAGAACCAUCAAAAGAUAUUUUACUCCUGGUCAAGCCAAAGAGUCAGUGUCAACAAGCAGAGAACUCACCUCUACACAAUUUAACUUAUGAGCUUCCGAUUCUGAACCAAGAACAUGAAAAUGUUUCACCUGCAGGAGUGUCCAACAGAGCAUUAACUGGAGCUCAGUUGGCAAAACAAAUUCUUUCAAAGGAGAAUACAGGUGUAACCACUAAAUUCAAAAAGGACACAUUUGUUUUAGAAGGUGUUGAUUCUGACUAUGAAAAAUGCCAAAAUACUACUGUUGAGACUCUCAAUACUAACUGUGUUUCUAUAAAAAAUGGCAGUCAAUUAAUAGUUUCUGAUAAUGAGGUAACAACAAGAAGGACUUCACAAGAGGAAAUUAAGGAAGGAUAUGAGAAAACAAUGCCCAGAGAAACUGAUCAUCCAGGUUCCAUAAAUGACACGUGUAAAAUUGUGCUUGCAACUCCAAGAUUUCGUGCAACAAUACCUCGAAGAUCAAAAAGAUGCAUUUCAAAGCUUCCUCCUCCAAGUAUAUGUCAAACUGCUACAGAUGGAGUUAAAAGUAAUAAGGUAGUCCGGUUACAGGAAUGGAUGAUUAAAAUAAUCAACAGUAACACUGCUAUAUGUGUAGAAGGAAAAUUGGUAGACAUCACUAACAUAUAUUGGCACAGUAAUGCAAUUGUAGAACGGAUUGAACACAGCAAACUUAGAACAUUAUCAGGCAACAUUUAUAUAUUAAAGGGAAUGAUAGACCGGAUUUCCAUGAAAGAAGCAGGAUAUCCAAAUUAUCUCAUAAGGAAGUUUCUAUUUGGCUUUCCAGAAAAUUGGAAAGAACACAUUGAUAAUUUUCUAGAACAAUUAAGAACCAACAUAAGAGGACAAAAACUUGUUGUUUUUAGGGCUUGUGAAAAGAAAAAGAGAAAGGCCAGACAAAAACAGAAAAGUGGACGAUUUGUGCCUGGCACAGGAAAAUCGAUGGGAAAUGACGCACGAGUAAACCGAAUAGAUGGCCUCCAAAAAACCAGCACGACUUACGAGCUUGAUUAUAAUCAUUUGGAACUGAGAAAUAGUAAACACAGUCGGUUGCCAAGAGCUACAGAAUUAAAUAUUUGCCAGAGUAAUCACCAAAAUAAACCACCAUUAAGGUUUCCAGAUGACCAAAUAAAGAAUACUAUUCAAAAUGGAGGAGGAAAUGACUUACCUAAUCAGGAAUUGAUUGAAAAAAAGGAAUAUAAAAAGUUAUCUUCCAACAAACUCAAAAAUUGUGAAAGAAGAACAAAUAAAAACAUAAUUCAAAGUCAGGAGCAAGAGCGAACAGAAGAAUCGAAUGUAUCCAUUGAUAUUAUCAUCUCAGGGAAAUCAACCGUCUCAGACAAAGAAAGAAAAGAUAUGGCUGCUAAUCAGAAGGAAGUUUAUGUUGUAGUAACACCACUUAAAUCUAAAAAGGUGAUAGAGCAAAAAUGCAGGAAGUAUAAUGUGUCCUCUGAUACCAUUAAAGCAGUAACAGAUUUUGUAGUGCCAAAUAAUCAAAAAGAAAAUGAAUCAGACUUAAAUGAAACUACACAUCUAAUCAAUACUCCCAGAAAGACAUUAAAAAAUGCAUUUGAGUGUGAUGUGGGUCAUAAAAGUGAAAAUAAGGAAGAUUGCAUUGAACGUGAUAUACUCACUGUCAACCAGAAAAUAAAAAUACCUAGUUCUAAAAAGAAACCAAAAGUCACCUCUGACUUUAAGAAAAAUACAAGGUUAUCAAAAUUGAAGAAAAUUGAAAAUCAAGUAACUAUGUCAUUUUGCAAGCAUCAGUCCUCAAAUAUGUCUGCUGACAAGAGUGAAACAGAAAAGAAAAUUAGAACAAAAGCUAGGAAUGCUAAGAAAACCACAGCAACAAAUACCCAGGAAACAGUAGUUCAACCAAAAAGAAGCAGGAGGAACACCACGGGAAAAAUCCCAUUUAUUUCUGAAUCUGAAACUGAGGAAAGUGAAACUGAACUUCAUAUUAAAAAAAAGAAAGCUGGAUGUUCAGCUAAAAAAAGUUGUCAGAAAUCUGAUAUUGGGAAUGAAUUUCCAAUUCCUGACAAAAUGGGAUCUGAUAAGACAAAGAGGGAUUCCUUAGAAUGUUUACCUGGUUUAAUUCAGGAUGAAGAAUGGAAUGAGAAGGAAUUACAAAAGCUUCAUUGUGCUUUCUCAUCUCUUCCCAAGCACAAACCUGGUUUCUGGUCAGAUGUAGCUAUGGCUGUAGGUUCUCGAUCUGCUCAAGAAUGCCAGAGGAAAUACAUGGAAGAUGUCCAAGGAAAUGGAUCCCAGAAACUUGUCACUAAGAAAAAUCCAGUUUAUCCCAAAGGCCAAAAAAAUGGCAACAGAGGUGGUACAGAUAAGGAGCAAACUAUUAAGAUAACUGCGAAAAUGGGAACUCUUAAAAGGAAGCAGCAGAUGAGGGAUUUUCUGGAACAGUUGCCAAAAGAUGACCAUGAUGAUUUUUUUAGCACAACACCUUUGCAGAAACAAAGAGUACUGUUGCCAAAUUUCCAGUAUAAUCAAGAAGAGGAUGAUGUUCUACCAAAUAUGGACAGAAAUCCGACAACUCCAUCCUCAGUUAUCUUUCCAUUGGCAAAAACUCCUGAGUGUCAGCAUGUCAGUCCUGGAAUGCUAGCCUCUAUAAAUAGGAAUGAUUGUGAUAAAUAUGUUUUUCACAUGCAAAAACAACAUAAAAAUAAAGGUGGCAUUGUCUGGGGCAAUAUCAAGAAAAAAACAGUUGAAAAUGAGUUUUCAACUCCAACAUCAAGAAGAAGAACCCCAUUUAACAAAGGAGAAAACUCUAAUAUUGGAAAACUUUUUACUAAUGCUAUGGAGUCCUUGGAUGAAGAAGAGAAAGAUGAUUAUUUUUCAAGCUCUGAUUCUGCAUAGUAAAAGUAAAAAUAUUUCUAGUAUUUUUAUGAAGAAGCAGACAGUUACUUGUACCUUCAUUUCAGAGUUUCUUUUGAAAUUGUGGGCUCCUUUUCAAAGGUUUUAUGUAUUUGUAUUCAAAGCUAAAGAUUCUUCUAGAGAAGAUUGCUGC
Molecule: messenger RNA, 3866 nt
Organism: Molossus molossus (Pallas's mastiff bat)
Lineage: Eukaryota; Metazoa; Chordata; Mammalia; Chiroptera; Molossidae
Gene: MIS18BP1
Product: MIS18 binding protein 1
Exons: 17
Coding region: 245-3715 (1156 amino acids)
Source: RefSeq, a predicted model, not a curated record